Molecule: messenger RNA, 1728 nt
Organism: Humulus lupulus (European hop)
Lineage: Eukaryota; Viridiplantae; Streptophyta; Magnoliopsida; Rosales; Cannabaceae
Product: zinc finger BED domain-containing protein RICESLEEPER 3-like
Exons: 3
Coding region: 1-1728 (575 amino acids)
Molecular function (GO): DNA binding
Source: RefSeq, a predicted model, not a curated record
AUGGAUAUUGAUGAGGUAGAUGAAACUCUUCCCCCGAUAGAUGAUCAAGAUCAACCACCUCUCACUCAAACUGAAAACCCUACUCCUUCUACUGAUCAGGGUAGAAAAACUAGAGCUAGAAAGAGGGUUAGACCUCCCAUCCCGAGUGCUAGUAGUACUGGGAAAACAAAGGGAAAAUGGUCAUCUAUUUGGAAUCAUUUUACUAAGGAAGAUCCUCCUCCACCCUCGACAGAUCCUAACGAAGAGUCUCCUCCCCCCAAGUGUAUAUGUAAUUAUUGUGGGUCUGACUUCUUGUGUGACAGUAGAAAACAUGAGACUAGUCAUUUGUGGAACCAUUUUAAGAAAGUAUGCAAGCUAAGUCCAUAUAAGAUUGAUGAGCAGAGACAAAAGACUUUAAGCUUUCAGCAUGUAAAGGGAGGGAAAGAGGGGGAGACAAGCUUAGUAGCUGUAGCUUAUAACAAAGAAGCUUGUAGGGUAGCCCUCACACAAUAUAUUGUAUUAGAUGAGUUGCCAUUUAGACAUGUCGAGGGUGAAGGGUUCAAAAGAUUUGUCAAAACACUCCAACCUAGGUUUGAGAUCCCUUCUCGAAUGACUAUUGCUAGAGAUGUAUUGAAGUUAUAUAAGGAGGAGAAGGCGACAUUGAAAAAUAUUUUGAGCCGUGAGAGGAUAUCGAUUACUACCGAUACUUGGACUUCCAUUCAAAAUUUGAAUUACAUGGUCAUCACUGCUCAUUGGAUUGAUAAUUCUUGGGAGUAUCAGAAAAGAAUUAUCAAUUUUUGCCAAGUGGUAGAUCAUAAAGGGGAAACCAUUGGCCAUGAGAUCGACUUAUGUCUUUUAGAUUGGGGCAUCUCUAAGUUGUUUACCAUUACGGUAGACAAUACUUCGUCUAAUGAUGUUACUAUUAGAUACUUGAGGCAACAAUUCAAGGAGAAAGAGAGGGGCCUAAUUUUGGAUGGAGAGUUUUUACAUAUGAGGUGCUGUGCUCAUAUUGUGAACCUAAUUGUCACUGAAGGGUUGAAGGAAAAAUAUGGGUCAAUUACAGCAAUUAGAAAUGCUGCGAGAUGUCCCAACAAGAUGGAACUCCACAUAUCUAAUGCUCAAUUGUGCAAUGAAAUUUUGGAAGUAACAUUAAAGUUUAGUGGGUCUACUUAUGUUACUGCUAAUAAGUACUUCAUUGAGAUCUCCAAUAUGCAACAUGAGAUGUAUGACUUAGUAGCUGACGAUGAUGAGAAUGAGUUAUUGAGGACAAUGGCAAUGAUCAUGAUACUAAAGUAUGACAAGUAUUGGGGAAAACUUGAUAAUUGCAAUGAGGCACUUCUAAUUGCCUUGGUCCUUGACCCAAGAUACAAGCUUGACUAUCUCAGUCAUUGCUUUAGUGCUACUUAUGAUGAGAUGACGUGCAAAGAGAUGGUGAAAAAGGUAGAGAAGACAAUGCGGGAAAUGUUUGAUCAAUAUAAUGAGACAACAUCAAGUCUUCAUCCAUCGACAUCUAUGACUCAGCUAGAAUCAACCUCUAUUGUUAGUUCUUCAUCCACAUUCGUCAUGCCUGUUAGUGGUCGACCUAGUGCCAACAAGAAGUCACGAAAUUUGCAUGAUGAGUUUGUGGCACGGAGAUUGGAGAAGGAUGAUGGAGUGACAAAAAAUGAGGUCGAUAAAUAUUUUGAAGAGGAACCUGAGCGACCGACUGAGAAUUUUGAUGUUUUGGGAUGGUGGGCUAGUAGUGGGUGA